AGCAUUAUAUAUCCACAAAAAGUGUAGUUCUCUGGUACAAGCUGUGGUAAUUUAAAUUAGGUUUCUUCGGUGAAGAGGGAUAUAUAUAUCAAGCUGUUAAAAAGAAAGUGAGAGAAGUGGAUAUACCACAUUUUCACGCAUUUUAGUUAACAACUAUUAUAGAAAGGUUUAAACUUAGACCAAUUAUUCAACUAAUUUGUAGAACGUCAUGAUGCAUUCAGAGUGUGAGGAAGGAUGUAUUGAAACAGAGAUUGAAGCCUUGAAAUCAAUCUAUGUUCAUGAAUUGGAAGUUGAAUAUGCUGAGAGUGAUCAGCCAACAACUGUAGCUGUUCAUCUCCAUCCUGCUACAGGAGAAAAUAUUGAAAAACAGUUUGUAAGACUUACACUAGUAUUGAAGCUUUCAUCAAGAUAUCCUGAAGAAAUCCCGGCAAUAAACAUCAGAAAUCCCAGGGGUUUAUCUGAUGAUAAAUUAGAAUUACUUUUUCAGAACUUGACACUAAAAGCAGAAGAAUCCAAAGGCCAUCAAAGCCUUUAUGAACUGAUUGAGGUGGCUAAAGAACAUCUUACGGUACAAAAUACACCAAGCUGCCCAUGUGCCAUCUGUCUGUAUCACUUUACAGAGGAGGAUGUGUUCACCAAGACGGAAUGCUACCACUAUUUUCAUUGCUACUGUUUAUCCCGCUACAUUCAUCACUGCCUUGCAGAAAAAAAGGAAGAAGAAGAAGCUUCCACAAGGAGAGCUGGUGUGGAGAAUAAAAAGAUAGAGAUUGUAUGUCCAGUUUGUCGGACAGUUAUUGACUACAAAAGCUUCUCGAGGAAAACUUAUCCCGUUCCUAAGGAAUCUGAACAAGAACAGGACUUCAAAGUCACUUCAGAUCUUCGUAAGCAGCAAGAAUGGAUGGCUUUUUUAUUUGAAAAACAAAGAGCAAAAGGAAGCAUAAUUGAUGUAGAAAUGGAGAAAAACAAGUUGCUUUUAGAGAUAUCGACAACUAGCAGGGAAACUAUGAACAACAAUACUACCUCAGAUAGUAAGUCAUUAGAAAUUCAUGAACCAAGUGUUUCAGCUGCCAGAGAUAUUGUGGAUGAAGAAGAAACCUUACACACAAGUAAAGAUAAAAAGAAUGUCAGGAAACCAGCCAAUCCUAAAUCUAGAAAACUCGAGAAUUUCACAGAUUCACAAAAAUCAGCUGAUUCAACAUAUUGUUCUGAAAGGAAAGCUCAGCUUAGUGCGGAUGGAAAUAACGUGUGUGGUUCUAAAACAAAAAAAGUAUUACCAGCUGUAAGUAUUGUUGAUCGGAAAGAUGGUUGCCCAGAUGUGACAGUUGAGAAAUGUGGAGUAGUUGAACGGGUAUGUGGAGAGCAUUAUGGCAGGAAAAAAACUUAUGAAAAAUUUAAAAGGAGUGGAGCUCGAGAACCUAGAAAUUGGUAUUCUGAAGAAAAAGAUGUAAGAGCUCCACGUAAAGAUGAAGGAUACUGCAGUCCAGUGAUGCAAGUGAAGUCUUAUAGGAACAGGAAUCGUAAUAUACCGUGCAAGGGUUAUCCUUCUAAUGACUGCAGUGCAAAAGCCGAUGGUGAGCAGCACAAUAAUGAUCGAAAGCCUUUUCAGAACAAAAAAAGUGUGGAAGAUUGUCACCCAACAAGUAACACAGUUGAAGUCAACAUAUCUCAAAAUAAUGCAAAAUUUGAAGAUACCUCUCAGAACAGAAAAAAAUAUAAUAAUAAAUUUUUUAACUGCAGGGUGAGAAAUUUUGAACCACAUAGGGCUAGAUUUGGGCAUGAAUUCCAUUUUAACAGGCAUAAGAACAGGUACCCACCUCAUGUUUAUGGAUCUAGAAGUAUUCCUGAGGAGAAACCCAACAGAAAACAAUUUCAGAGUCAUCAAGACAUUAGUUUAGGUUCUGAUAAAUCUAUGAACCUGACAGAAAAAGACGCAAAAAAUGAUAAACGGAUCGAGUCCAAUGACCCAAGCUACUACGACCGGAUCAACUCGCGAACUCCACCCUUAUCAAAGACUGUAGUUCAACCAUAUACUAGAGGGUUUAGACUUCCACCAGGAUUUAGUAGGCCCCCACCAGGAUUUGAAAGAAGAUGACAAAAGAUAUUUAUUCUAGACCCUGUUACUUGGGUAAAAGGCUGGUUAAGACAAUUCUCUCGUUUUUUUUAAAAAUAAAUUAUAAUUUAUUUACUUUUGGACUGAUAUGUACAUUAAAGCUAUUGUAUUUGUAUGAAAUAUUUACUUGCUAAUAUUAUCUACAACAAUUUAUUAUGAUGUUGAUCUUUAAGAAGAGAACAUUGCAGUUGAUCUCUGUAAAAUCAGUUCUUUGUAUUAGAAACUCUUUAGUGAUGAGAUGGAAAACUGGUAAGUAAUAUAAUGUUGGAUCUUAGAUUAAUAAAUAGCAUUGAUGACUAGAAUUUUGUUGUACAAAAAUAAUGAACUAAUAUUUUUUUUUUUAAUUCAAAAUCACCUGUAAUCCAUACUCAAAUAAAAUACAGUAUUGAGACAAAAAAAAAAGAUGAUAAUUUACUUGAUUUACGUUAAAAGGGGUGAAGUGCUGGGAAAAUUGUCUUUAUCCAUUUAAUAAUUUUAUUCUCUAAAGGUCAUUUCAUUACUUUGAAAUUUAUUCCCGUUUAAUUCUCUCUUGUCUCCAUAAAAUCUUUCUCAAUUCAAAACUGUACUGAAAUUACAUAAUUUUUUUUUUUCUGGCAUCUGAUUGAUUGUUGUGGUAAUUCUUAUCGUUGAAAUUUGCAACUUUUUUAUUCUUUCUUGGACUCGUGCUGACCAUUAAUAUUAAUUUUUAACAUCUUGUAAUGUUGCUCAAGCAAUCAAAACAUGAUACAGGACGCAUGAGUGCAAAUAAUAAAGUUAUUUAAAAAACAUUUUUGGCAAUCAGUAAGACGGAUUUUAAUUAUCAAUUAAAUCGUUCGUUUAGUAAAAUGUAGUGUCAUAAAACAUGCUGUCUCUAAACAAAGUAAAUAUUUCACCUUUAAGAAGAUAGUUUAAAAUUAAAGCACAGAAAAUCCAUAACAAAAAAAAUAAAGGAUUGAUGUACUUGGUAUCACUUGUAAUUCAUUAUGUGAGAUAACAGGUGAGAAAGCCAAAAUUUGAACUUUUUAAUUUCUCCUUUUUUUUUCUUCUCUCGUAUGAGUGUUAUCAUGUGAAGAAACGAUAAAGAUGAUCACCAAAUUUAAUGAAAAUAGUGGAAAAUGCUUUUAAAGUUUAUUUGCCUAUGUAAAAAACCAGAACUUUAGGGAAAUGGUAGGUUUGUAGUUUUACUAUUUUAUUGUAAUAGCAUGAAUAGAGUAAAACGUAAAAUUAACAUGUCACUUGUUGCUUUUAUCUUAACUUUCUGGAGACAAACCCCAACCUGACGGAGUUGAUGAGAAUUGGUAUUACUGUAGUUGAUCAACACAAACAUCAUAAAAUGUGAGUUUUUAAAAUUGAGUGCUAAUGAGUGGAUGAAUUAUUUCUUUAUGUGUAGCUUUAUAUUGAAAGACGGGUGCAAGUUUUUCAAUACUCUUCAUUUGAAGCAUAAUAAUAGUUGAAAUAACGAUAAUUUUAGAUGUAUUUCUGCAUGGUCCCCGAAGGUGUUGU
Messenger RNA from Limulus polyphemus (Atlantic horseshoe crab), 3592 nucleotides. RefSeq lists its product as uncharacterized. The transcript is spliced from 8 exons. The record is from RefSeq and is a predicted model, not a curated record. Lineage: Eukaryota; Metazoa; Arthropoda; Merostomata; Xiphosura; Limulidae. Gene Ontology annotation, cellular component: nucleus. Gene Ontology annotation, molecular function: ubiquitin protein ligase activity; protein binding. The coding region runs from base 209 to 2092 and encodes 627 amino acids. Gene Ontology annotation, biological process: protein ubiquitination.